Molecule: messenger RNA, 33361 nt
Organism: Pelobates cultripes (western spadefoot toad)
Lineage: Eukaryota; Metazoa; Chordata; Amphibia; Anura; Pelobatidae
Source: the annotation of a GenBank genome assembly
CCGCCAUGUUGCGGGGACCGGAAGUAGAGUUUCCCUGGGAUAUGGCGCUGCUUUGCCAUUAGUUAUUGAGCGAGAGAAGCGAGGCCUCCAGUGGGGAGUCGGACCAGAAUGCGGGGGACAGGAGAAGGCGUAUAGGGUGAGGUUUGGGAUACCGGCUCCAUUAAUGUUACCAUGGUGGGGGGGUAUAUUCAGUGUUUACACCCACCGCAGAGCAUGUGACAUGCUGCUACAGGGCCCAGAAUGUUACAAAGGGUCUACACCAGGGGUCCUCAAACUCCGGCCCCCCCCAGAUGUUGCUGAACUACAACUCCCAUGAUUCUUAGAAUUACAUAGAUAGCCAGAGAAUCAUGGGAGUUGUAGUAAAGCAACAUCUGGGGGGCCGGAGUUUGAGGACCCCUGAUCUAGAAGUUCGUUCAACUAUCCGGCUUUAUUGGUCAGUCUCAAGAACUUCAUGCUUCCCGUAAAAUGUUUUUAGUUAAUAUCCCAAAUUAGCCAUUAAUGUGUCCUACCCCGUCAUAAACAUCACCACCUGCUUCAAUUGGGGGGUUAUUUUCGUACUAACCGGGCAAUGCCAUGGGGUUUGCAACUUUUACACCAAAGUAGGUAUUUUCCACAACCAAUUUUCGAGUCUCCACAAUUCCCAAUUGACAGUUUUUUUAAAAAAGGAAUCAAAUGUUAAAUUUUACCGAGGUGUAGUUGGAUUGCCUGUUUUAAUAACUUUUUUGAUACGUAAUUUAAAAUUUACUUACUUUAAAAAAUGCUACAAUGCUUUUUCUUUUUUGAAAUAGAUUUUGCAUGCAAAUGCAGUCUUGUUUCACCCCUAAAUUGGAUUUAUCCAGGAUUAUUUUCCCUCGCCCUUUAAUUUAACUGUGAGAUUAUAUGAUCAUUCAAACCACUGUAAUCACGUCAGCGCACUGUAGUGAAUAUGGUGGCUGGAGUGUUUUGUAAUUGUUAUGGUGCCAGGAGGGCCCUGAUUUAAGUAGGCCACUCGCUGCCACCUCUUUAAUGCUGAAGAACUGAAAUAUCCUUUUAGCUCACCUGAGCUAAGCUUUCCAAUGCUAAAGAUAAGCUCUGUCUUCCUCAGUCCUCCGUGAUCCGACUGCACGCCUCUGCUCUCAAGCAGCUGGUCACCUCGGGGGCUAAACAGGCUCACAAAUCCCAGGUGCCAAGUCGACCAGGAAAUUUGUCCUGGCACCUGGGAUUUGUGAGCCUGUUUAGCCCCCGAGGUGACCAGCUUUUUUUGAGCCUUGGUUUAGGUGACUAUAGUGUUCCUUUAAAGGAUCACUAUAGGCACCCAGACCACUUAAGCUUAAUGAAGUGGUCUGGGUGCCAGGUCCAGCUAGGGUUAACCCCUUUUUUAUAUAUAUAUAUAUAUAUAUAUAUAUAUAUAUAUAUAUAUAUAUAUAUAUAUCUCAGUUUCAGAGAAACUGCUAUGUUUACACUGAGGGUUAAUCCAGCCUCUAGUGGCUGUCUCAUUGACAGCCGCUAGAGGCGCUUGCGUGCUUCUCACUGUGAAAAUCACAGUGAGAAGACGCCAGCGUCCAUAGGAAAGCAUUGUAAAUGCUUUCCUAUGAACUGGCUGAAUGCGCACGCGGCUCCUGCCGCGCAUGCGCAUUCAGCAAAUGACGUCGCUAGGAAGGAGGAGGAAAGCUCCCCACCCGGCGCUGGAGAAAGGUAAGAUUUUAACCCCUUCCUCUCUCCAGAGCCCGGCGGGAGGGGGGACCCUCAGGGCACUAUAGUGCCACGAAAACGAGUAUGUUUGUUUGUUUUUCUGGCACUAUAGUGGUCCUUUAAUACUCCAUAGUUUGCAAUAUUAUGUGAGUUCUUUCAACUAUAUUUGUUCUGCAAGCCUUGCCUCUCAUCGAAUCCUUGAUUUUUUUAUUUUUUUUAUUUUUUUUUAAUAGGUGUCAACUCAUCAUUUUUAAUAACUGCCACCAAAAUGUCAACAUCUACCUCCUCACAGCACCUGUCUGGAAAGGAUGCCUCCCUGCAAAGUAUAUUGGGCAGUGAAGCGAAUCCGGUAUGUAAGCUAUCCAGUAAUAGUAUUACGAACUUUGACAUAUUCACUAUUAGUCUGAAAAUUAUAACAUUUUAUAGUUGCUUAUACAUAUGUUCCCUGUAACAGAACUGUUGUUAAAAACAGGAUAUGAUCUUGAUUGGGGACUUCACUGUGAAAGUGGCUCAUUCACCUUCUUGGAUACUUGACUAAUUUAGAAAGAGCUCAAAUGGUGACCAGCUGGGAGCAUUGGAAAGUGGGUUUUUACUUAAUUUUGAACCUGUCCCUCGUGGGCCCUGACAUCCAUUAACUGCUGGCUCUCUUCUGCUCAUGGUGUUUUAUUUGCCAGGAGCUGACGUCAGUGCUGUACUCUUGCGCAUGUGUAAGGGUAUAGUAUUGAAGUCUAUGGAGGAGACUGUGGGAGCCUCCAUGGAUAUUGUCUCGCAAGGAGCAAUGCCUUAUUCGCUAGUAACAGCUGGGGGAAGUGACAGCAUUUGUCAAAAGUAGCUCUCUAUUGUAUCAUGUUUUGUCAAGCAGAGGAAAAUACAUAAUGGAAAGUAAUCCCUAUUAGGCCUUAUUUUAGGAUAAAUAGACUGAACAAUAACAGAUUAGGAGUAAAGAAUAAAAGACUAACAGAUUUAAGUAAGGUAAAUAUUGGGCAACAGGCAGCUUAACAUAUCCUUUAACCCCUUGAGGACACAUGACGUGUGACAUGUCAUGAUUCUCUUUUAUUCCAGAAGUUUGGUCCUUAAGGGUUUAAAAAAAAAAAAAAGAUUUUACUGUUCAGUAAAAUACUUGUACUAAAGCACUUUUUCCAUGCUGAUUUUUUUUUUUUUUUUUUAAUAACUCUCUGCCCCAAGGUACGACCCCAGCCGGCACUACUGAAGAUUCUGCAUACAGCAGGGGCAAAGGGGGAAACAUUUACUUUAAAGCAGGUGAGAGCACUUUUAAAACAAUAAUUAAACUUACAAUGUGGUUUUCAGUUGCAUUAUGUGGACCUAUUUUACUGUUACUUUAGAAUAGAGCUGUGCUGGCACUUAAUUUUAUACAUGUGUGAUUAAUCUAUUAAGGGAACAUUUCAAGCGCCAUAAACACUGCAGUUUUAACAAGGGUUUGACUUCUUACUUGGGCUCUGCCAGGCACUGCUAAUGCCUAAGCAGGAACCUCAGUUCUUCUGAGCUAAUCAGGGCAAGCUCAUUUGCUGAUUGCGCACAACAAAUGAGCUAAGUUCUGCACUAUAGACAUAACUCAGGAGAGGUAACCGAAGCUGAUACUUAGGAGCCUGCGAGUCUCUGGCAUUUGUAGUGGAAACAGGGAGCGGCUCUCAGGUAAGAAGUCAAAUCUUUCAGAAACAGUUAUGGUGCUUGGAGUGUAUCUUUAAACUGUUUAAGAUCUGAUUUUGUCAUCCUCCACUUUUUAGGUUUCUAGAUGUACUAUCUAUAUUUGACCCAAGCACUUGCCUAUGUGGGCAAUGUUAUAAAUGCUUGUGUUCAUGGGGGGGACCCCUAUUAAGGAGCCAAACAUCCACUAUGUGGGUCAAAGUAACAGGGCUCCAGUGGUUAAGAAACCAGGUACUGCAUGUCCUCUUAGGAGGAGGUGCUAUGUAUUCAGCUAAGUGGAGGUGGGCGAGUGCAGAACAAAAAACAUAAUAUCAAAGCAAAACAAUAAUAAAGAACUUCAAACCGCAUUGAGGCAGUACAGUCUCUGUGGAACUCAGGUCCCUGGUAUCGGGGUUGGUGGUGGGGGGACAGUGUGAGCUGGGUCCCGUACAUGGCUGUUCUGCAGUCCGCCAGGGUCAGAGGUAGACACGGGUAGGCCCAAGUCCUGCAGGAGGGCUGGCCCUCCGGCUAGAGAUGAAAUAUUUUGUGUGCUAUCCCAUUGUGCUUUACAAGGUACCUUGAUGACAGCCAUCUGUAGUCCAGUCCAGCAGCUCUCAGUUGGCUGGUGACAGGGUGUAGUGACAGUCGCCACUGCAGAGUGGACCGGUUGAGAUCCGGGGAGAAUGUAAGAUGGGAGCCUUCAAAUAUAAAUGGCGUCUUGCCCCUUAGGGCCAUCACCAGAGCUCUCUUAUCAUGAGCAGUGGACAAUAACAUCCCGAGCCGUGCGAACCCCACCAGACCCCUGGCAGGCGGUAGGUCCCAUCCAGUGAGAACCUCUUUAUCUGGUUUGGUGGCAGCACUGAGGCGCCGGGCAUAGUGUGGAAGGUCCUCUGUUGUGACUACUUCAGGUAUGCCCCGUAUAUUGAGGUGAUUUUGGCGGGAUCUGUCGUUUAGCGCUAUGUAGUGAAUAGAUAGGGCAACUUGGGCAGCCUACAUUUGAUGUGCAGAGUCCUGUAUUGUGGACAGUCCCUUUUUAAAGUCUUCACUCGCCACAUCCGCAGCAAGGAGAGUUUUGAUUUCAACUACUAGGUUGUGCAAAUCCUGCUUGUUGACCAGGUCUGACCCUCCUUGGGUGUCCGAUUUUGUUUGCUCCGAUCUCGGCAUCCGUCGUGUUGAGUCGGAUUGCGAGUUUUCCGGCUGGGCCUUUGCGCCCGCAAAGCUGUCAGGCAUCGCCAUUUUGGGCUGAGGUUGCCAUUGAAGUUGGGCCCCGAUAUCCCUCGAUCAUGAAGAUAAGGCAGGUGUGGGACGCUGGUUCUUACUACUCAUAUCAGUCUGAAGGGUGGGCCGCCGAGAUCUGCUAGGUGCAGACCUCGACCCCAGGUCUCCUGUAGGAAUAAAGCCGCUGAGCAAGGUUGCCAAAUCGAGGUCCAAAGGGGGAUGGUAGGCCCCAGAUCUGCGUUUCUGCCAAUUCGACUUGGGAGUGUGUAGAAAUGGCAUAUGUGGUUGCUGUCUGGUUCUUGGGUGUAGAGUCAUAAUGUAGCCACAAAAAAACUGUUUUAGAGGGAGAUUAGUACGGAGCUAUGUGAAUUAGCAUCCGCUCCGUGUCAAGGUCAGGCUCCUCCCUCCCCCCCGCCCCCCCCCCAAAUUCUGUAUCCCCCUUAAUUUGUACCUUUUUUUUUUUGCAAUUACAUUGUUGGACCUGCUCUGUGCUGAGGGCUCAAGGACCAUGUUCUGGGCAUCACCAACCAUCCCAUCCUAUUCACUCUUGUUUUAUUGUUUGAAAGUGUCACUGUAGCUGAAAUUUUCAACCAUUUUACAUACAUUACAGUCUGGCCAGUGACUCCUGGCAAAGUUUCUCUACCAGUAACUAUUCCUGGUAUAUUGUUUUGAAAAGUAAUAAUUCUUGGCGUGACAAUGUUAACCAUUAUAAUGAGGAAGAACUAUCUAAACUCCCUACUCAAUAAAUACUUUAAGGUAGCAGCCAUUUGAUGUCCAUUUCAGAAGCACAAUGAAGGAAAGGACAGUAGCCUGUGCUGGUUGAAUUUUUAAGCAAGUCUCUCAUCUAGUUUUCAAUAAAGACAAAACAUCAGCAUCCUUUGGAGAAGAUGUGUCUUUGCCCUGAUACCAUGCAGAGUUGGUGCCAGAACUGUCAUUAUGACUGGGGAGAGUUAUUCCAUAACAUACAACGGUGUACAAUACAAGCGUAAAUGGAUAUGGAGCUUCCUUAAACCAUAUAAACCAAAAAAAAUGCAACCACUGUAAACACACAUCCAAACAGUGAGUGUAAAAACAAAUAAAAAAGGUAAAUUAAUCAAAAACACAAUGUAUUUACCUUGUUACAAUAAUGAAUAGAUUCACAACUCUACACAAUUUUAAAAAGCAAAAAAUAUGCGGCUUUCUCUUUUUAUAUACAAAAUAAGUGAGUGGGCAGAAUCUCUGGCUUUGGAAAGAUUGGUUUUGUUAGGGCUACAUGAAAAAACAACUCCUAAAAGCUGCAGAGUUUGCAAGCCCUUUCCUCUUUCCCUGACACAGUAAGUUUGUGCCAGGGAAUACUCCAAUCAGAGGCUUCUCUUCCUCUGUGCUGAAGCUGCGAGCAUGCAUGCGAUUCGGCUUUCCAAUGCUUCUCAGUGAUCUGUACUAUAACUAACAGAAGCAGUAGAAAACCUACUUGUCUAAAAGCUAGGUAUGUGCUUCUGUUGAAUUCAGUACUUUUACAAGCUGUAACAAAUGACAACCUCCAACAAGCUGCAGUGUUCCUUUAAUUGGAUUUGUUUAAGCCGAGACAUGUUGGACUGAGGAGCUGUUUGUUGUGAUUUUAUUUUUAAGACUUUACUGCUUUUAAUGUGUCUAUACUGUAGUUUUCCCCAUCUUUGUUUAACAGUGUGGAAGCCAAUAGAUAUUGCCAGCUCCUAUGUGGGCACCCAUAUGCUAACUUAUUGACUUGUACAGAGCCUGACAUCUGCUCUUUAUCAAGGGAGUGGUCCUGCACACAUACUCAUUUUUAUAUAUGUUAAAGGUAGAGCACUCUUUUUUUUUUCCUCUCUCUCUUUAUUUCACACUUUGCUUACAAUUGGUGGCUACCAGGGUGAGCUGUAGUGUUUGUUUCUUGGAAUAUGUAUUUAAGGAAGGAAAAAUUAGGUCAUAUGUGGAAACGCUGGUCUGUGAUUUGCACUUAAGGGAAACUUGUUAAUUUGUUCAGCAAAUUUCUGUACUCAAGGGAACACUCAAACAGUUGUAGUGGUUAUGUCCACCACCGUAAGUCGUCAAAUUGCUUUAGAACAGUUUAGCUUCUUCCUUUGGAUUCACUGUGCAUCGCUCCAAACCUCCACUUCUUCCUAUGGAAUACAAAAGCUCAUGCUGACACUUGGACAAGUAGCUAAACCCUACACUGCAGUGCUCAGUCAGGAUAGGAACAUCCAGUUCUCUGACGUUGCAAGUAGAGAAGAGCAGCUGCGGAUAGCAGAUUUUAAACAGUUUGACCCCUUAUAAUGGAGUGGUGCCUGGGCUCCUGGCACCAUAACCACUACAGAGCUACUGCUGGUAGGUCAGACAUUGCUUUUAUAGCUCCCCAAAACACGUAGUGAAGGUAGGUCAUGGGUGGGGCUAACAUUAACGGGUGACCGUGAGAAAUGCCGGUCUAUUAGCCUAAGUGCGAGUUAUAGACGCAAGGGGUGUCUACCCUCAGUGACUCAAUAGGUAUGCAUAUUUUGCAAGAUUAGUAAUUAAAAGAAAAGUAUUAACCAGAAAGCAAAAUAACAUUAGUAACGUGGUGUGUAUAUUCACAAAUCAAGAGAGUGGCGGAAUGUGUGGUAUCCUGAAGGAUGUGCAAGCGUCCGAUCAGAGUGUGUCCCUCAGGCUGUAUCACCUGUUGGUAGCGUGCGUCGGGACGAUCUUGGUAUAAACUUCGUCGCUGUGGAGGGGUCCAACCAGGACUUAGUGGCAGUGUAGCAGUCAGGCCCAGACAGGUCAAGUGGGAGUCCAGUUCCUGUGAGCUCUUCGCCCGGUAGGUAGAGGCCUUGGAAGGUAAAGGUGAUGAGACGUGGCACUCCCCAGCGCUAGGGGAUAUUUUUGGAGCGUAGGUGUUGUAGGUUUGUUUGGAGCGACUUUUGCCAGCUGAGUGUGCUCCUCUUGAGAUUAGGAAACAAUGAGUUGUGAGAGUCCUCGAAUGGAGGGGUCCAACCAGGACUUAGUGGCAGUGGUUUCCGGCAGUGUAGCAGUCAGGCCCAGACAGGUCAAGUGGGAGUCCAGUUCCUGUGAGCUCUUCGCCCGGUAGGUAGAUGAGACGUGGCACUCCCCAGCGCUAGGGGAUAUUUUUGGAGCGCAGGUGUUGUAGGCUAGUUUGGAGCGACUUUCGUCAGCUGAGUGUGCUCCUCUUGAGAUUAGGAAACAAUGAGUUGUGAGAGUCCUCGAAUGGUAGAGGGGUUUGCCCUCAGGCCGCUGUUAGCAGGGUGGUCUUGUCCUGGAGGGAUUGGAAUCGCACAAUGAGGUCUGCUGUCGUGGUUGGGGGUGCAUUUGCCCGACUUGGGCAGGCGGAACAUUCCGUCUAUUUUCACAGCUUUUGGUUGUAGCAGUGUCUCUAGUAAGCAACGUAUGUAAUGUGGGAGAUCAGCCUGUCCCAUGGCAUCAGGCACCAUUCUGAUCUUCAAAUUGUUUUCGUCUGUGGUCCUCCAUGGCCUCUACCUUUUCGGCUUUACCAAGUUGUUUGUGGAGAUCUGAGACUCUGCUCCAGUGUGGUUAUGCGGGUGUCUCGUGAGCUCGCAGUGGCCUCUAGGAGGGUAAGCCUUGUGGUGGCCUCCUCAGUAGCCUCUUUAAAGUAUGCCCUGCCUGAGUUCUGCAAACAUCUUUACCGUUCGCAGUGACUGGGUCCCCAGAUGGUGGUGGUUGGGCCUUGUGCACUUUGGGCAGGGUCACCGAGGCACCUGGUCUCAGGUCUGAGUAGGCAUCUGAGGAGUCGGAGAAACCCUCCUUCCCAUGCGGCCUUCUGCGAGUUCCGCAGUAAUUCGCCGAUGUCGCUGCUGUUAGAGGCUUUGUCUGGCCUUGUUUUUUUUUUUUUUUUUCUGCCCAUCACCUCACUGAUCGGUAUUUAAGGUAAGGAGGUGGUAGGUGAACUGAUUCCGCCGUUAAAUCUGUUAUUUAGCUUGUUUUGCCACUGAGCUCUUCAAGACCUGUCUGCUUUGGUCUGCAGCCGGCUCCUCCCGCCCCCCAGGUGGGUGUCUAUUACAGCUCUCCCCUGCAGUAACCAUUAAAGCCUUUUCUCCCAUCUCUCACUUACUCCACCAGGGUCAAGGUAAGAUAUUGUAUUUUGUUUUCUUUUUGGAGUAUUCUACUCCAUUGCUGAUAGUGGGUACACUCUGCUCCAAGUAAAUCUUUUUAAUUAUGUUGCUGUUGCUUGAUUUGUUACUGAUCUGUGACCUUGUUUGCUCCCCUAAAUCACUUUUAACCUCCAGAGAGUCAUUCAAGCCCCUCAUAUGUCCUGAUUUCAUAGCUCUAAGGAAGCAUGUAAACACAAGUAGAUUUAUUGAUCGCACAGCUAAUCUUUUUGAUUUAUCUUGGGUUUGUCUGGCCAUGGUGUAAUGUAAAAGUUGGUAGAAGAUUUAAAAGAAAAAAAAAAAAAGAAAAAUAAGCAAGUAAAAAAAAUGCAUUUUAGAGCAGCUCUGUCAGUGAGGAAUUAAAUGCACUGCAAUUUCAUUACUAAUAUGUCAGUCCCGUCCGCGGAUCUCUUUGACUUAUUUGAAACACUUAUGCAUUUAAAUAACUUAUUUAGUAGCAAUUGGUGCAGGAUGGAAUGAAGGCAAUAAAACAUUUAGAGAUGUCAAACCCCUUGCUGAGUCUGAUUUAACUUUCUGUGGUUCAUUUGUAGGUGUCUUUUAUAGCCACUAUAUAAAUCUUCAUGUACCUUCUUACAGACAAUGAUUUCCAUAACACAAUGUGCAUUAUCACAUGGAGUUGGUGAUGCAGUUUUUUUGCCCUGGGGAAUGGUGUUUUUUUUUUUUUUUUUAAUUUAUUUAUUCAUUUUUGCAUUUUGUAGGUUUUGAGAUUUUUAGAAAUUCUUUCUCUUUUUUUCCUGUUAUGUGGCAUUUUUGCAUCCUUGUGCUUACAAAAGCCCAACUAAAGUCUCUGAAAAGGCACAGUGCUUACGUUAAAAAGCCUGCAGGGACAGGCACUAGACACCAUAACUACAUUAAGCUCUAGUUAUUCUGGUGACUAUAGUGUCCCUUGUAAAUGCAGUUAUAAGAACACUUACUAAAAUGCUUGUAUUUAGUUUUCAAAGUAGGGUUGGCAAUUGGUGACCUGAAUAUUAGUUUGACCACUGCAUUAUGCAGAUUAAUGUGUGGGUUUUUUAACUGAUUCACAGCUGCGGGCUCUAGUAGUCUAAACUGGUGUUCAACGUUAUGGCCACCUACAACUAAUAUUUGUAAAUAGCAUGGAUAAAGGUUUAUAUAAUACAAAUGCAGCACAGACAUGCCAUUUUUACAUUGUUGAACAGUAUUAUGAGGUCAAACAUUUAAAUGCCUCCUUGAUAUCCCAAAUAGGGUUAUUCUAGCAUUGGUUAAAUCACGUUUAACAGGUACCAGAUCAUUCUCUCAAGAACACUGCUCUUUCUCUUAGGUUAUGCAUUACCUGGGACAGUAUAUAAUGGUGAAACAGCUCUACGACAAGCAACAGCAGCAUAUUGUCCACUGUGGCACUGAUGAACUUGGGGAGUUGCUGGGCAUUACAACCUUCUCUGUUAAGGACCCAAGGUAAUUUCUUUUUCUCUGCAAAAGUCUUAUUUUUCAAUACUGUCGAAUGACCCACUCUGUAACCAUAUCCCUUCGACACUUUUUCUUUCAUCGAUGCAAUCCUUGGUAGCCCAGUACAAAUAUAUUGUUAGCUUUUAUAACUUAAAUUUUUAGGUGUUCUUGCCUACUUUUGUGAGCUAGAUAUUACCUUUCUAAUUUAUUGGAUAUUUCUCCAGGUCACUUCUUUUUGUGUUAAGUUCUGUGUAUUGCUGACAACAAAUUAUAGUAAUAGAUAUUCCAAAUUCACUUUAUCUUAAAGGGACAGUCCGGGCACCAAUACAACAUUAAUGCAUUUAAUAGAUUUUUUUUUUUUAAAUUCUUUAUUUUAUUUGUGCAUACAUAAUUCACAUCUGGCUUACAAUGCCACAACAGCUAGAGUAAGCAUUUUUCAACAUAGCUUGACAGUAGUUAGGCAUUAGUGGAUACUGCACAAUUUUAUAUAUAAUAACAUUGCUUAUCUAAGUGUUGUUCUGUGUUGCUGCAUAUAGAAGGUAAAGUACAAGAUUAAACAUAGCAGAGAAAUAUAAGUUUAGUGCUAUAGAGUGAGGUGUUCCUAUUGCAGGUUAUGCUAGGUGUACUGGUAGUUGCUUAAGAGAUUCUACAUGUAGCUUAUUAAGCUAUUUAUAGCGAUUAUUCAUAGCAGAGUUUACACCUUGAGAGAACAGUAUGAUUAGUUAUUAGAGAGACUAACAUUACAUUUGAUAGAUUUUUAACCUCAUUAAUAUGUUGUAUUUUCGCAUGCUUAAAUCUUUAUAGUUCUUGUAUUAAAAUAAAAUGUUUUGCAGAAUGCUACACAAUAAGUCUCCAUCUGUAGCCACACCCCCUCACUCAGGAAAAUUACACCCUUAUCAAAGGUAUGCACAGUGUGAGAAACUAAACCGGUAAUGAUAUCCUUACUAUAUGUCUCUUUGGGUGUCCUCUAAUUCAAGUUGCUUUGCAGUUCAGAGCGGUCAGUGGCUGAGCUGUGUGCAUGUUUUUGUUAAGGAAGAUAUUUUUUGAGUGAGAGGGUGUGGUUAAAGAGGUAGGCUUAAUGUGCAGCAUUCUGCAAAAACUUUUUGUGUGCAAAAACUAUAAAGAUUUGAGCAUUUGAGAUUUGAGUACAAAAAUUGCAUAUGAAUUGGGCCUAAAUUUAUCAAAUGUGUUAAAUUUGUAUUGGUGAAAUGACGGUUAUGCCCCGAGAUUCAUCGGAUAAAUUUGCUCCACACCCUAUAUAGUUUUACCUAUAAACAUUAGGCAUAAUCUUCUCCUUUUCUUCAUAAUCAAACCAUGGAAGAUAACAAGAAUCAAAUUUAACCUAAUCAAAUUUAACCUACAAGGCAACACUUUAGAGUCCUCACAUGUCUAAUCCCCUCUUCCACGAUGGCAUAGUGAAACUAGCUGUUUAAAACCUCACACUCCGGCUCUCUGGCCCGCAUUGGAAACAGCAUAGACUUUUCCACUCAAAUAUAUUGACCCUUGCACAAAUACGGGCCAAUUUUUCAGCAUUUCCACAUACCUACAGAUUCAAAGUUGUACUACCUCGAUUCUACCACACUUUACUGGUAUUGAUUAGGCUCACUCCCUGGAUUUGGAAUCCAUCCCAAGUUCAAUGGUCUGCUUGUUUUUGUUUUUUUUUAAUGCCCAUACUCGCAUGGUUUUAGACCGUUCCCCCUUUUGCAUCUCCCUAAUCGGAUCCCCACUUUCAGAUAUACAUAAUGUCUUUUUGUUUUAUUAAAAUGAAAUCUGUCAUCUACUAUACACUCAUCAUAAUUUCCAGUAAUUAAUAUUUGGAGAAUAGUUGUAUUGGUGGUUGGAGUGUCCCUUUUAAGUAUCCCUAUUGCUGUAAUUUAGUUACUUCUCAGUAACUGUUACAGUUAACACAGGUGGAUGGUAAUUAUUUUAAGAUCUGCCAGCCAUAUGUACUCCUCUUAUCCAAAAUGAAAACCAUAUAAAGGUAAUAGCGAGAUAUUGAGAGACUAUACACUAGCCAGAAUUUCUGCAGUGCUUUGUUCACUCUUCAUAAGCCAAUGUUUUGGUCUUUUAAAAUAUGUCUUUAUUUUUUUUACAGUCCCCUAUAUGAAAUGCUGAAGAAGAACCUCUAUCGAAUCUCUUAUUCAGGUAGAUACUCACAUUUGCUUUGCUUUACUUACUGUCAAUGAAGGAGCUCAAAUUAGGUUGUAAUUUCCUUCCUCCCUUCAUGCUAAUCUGCAUUUUCACCAUUAGUUAUUGGAUCACACCAGUAUUCCCUAACAAGUACAUUUGGGUUGUGUUUAAAUGGUUUAGUUGUUCAUUUUGGCAAGUAGGCAAGUUGGAGAUUCCCAGAAAGUCUUGUUCAAAGGACUACUGUCCUCAAAUGUUCACUUCUCAUUUUUGAAAACUUUAAUACAUUUAAAAGAACACUCUGAGCACCAUAAAAGCUAAACUUUAAAUGAAAAUUUUUAUGGCACCAGGAAGUUCCUGGCGCUGGCUCACCAUUAGAAGUUAAACCAUAAAGUCUGCGUUCCAGUGACUGAUCACUCUGCCCCUUCACUGCCCUGUCCUUUCACUAUCUAAAAUCCUGCUGUAGGCCAAUCAGUGAAGCCCUUUCCAUUAGCUAGGAUUUCAGGUAGCGGAAGGAUAGAGGGAGCAAAGUGAUUUAUAAACAGUUUUGCACCCUAAAGGUGAGCUAGCAUCAGCGACCUCCUGGCACCAUAACUUAAUUGUUGGAGUAAAUGGUGUAUAUUGAUUGUUUUGAGAAAAAAAUAACUUAUCAGCUGCUUUGUGUGAGCCUGCAAAAGCAGGCAACUUAGGUUGAGCAGCAGCUUGUCAGAUAUUAGUUUCUGACCCAACAUGGCUGGUCAGCCAAAUAGUGAAAUUUUCUCAAACAAAUCAAUAUAAAUCAUUUAUAAAAAAAUAAGUUUCAAUAAAGCAGACUUGUUUAAAUAACAUUGAAAUAAAAAACACAUAGGUAAUCCUGUAAAGCCUUUGUCAGUUAUAUCAGAACACAUAACUUUCUUAGUGAUAAAGCACAUUCAACCCUUUCUUUGCCCCGGUAAAACUUUGGAAUAUAAGAACCUAUAUUACUGGGGAAGGGGUUUUUUGUUUUUCUUUUCCCAUUCACCUCACAGAUGCUGAACAGAGUCCCUCAAGAGACCACGUGCAGGAAGCUGGCAAAUUGGAUCAGGAGAAGGUAAAACCCGGUAUUUGUUGACCUUGUACAGAGUUUCCCUUCUCUGUACCUGCCGGCGUUGGAUCUCCAGAUCAGUUUUCAAACCGUUCAGGUUCCACUGGAGUCCACGGAGCAGGGACAGAGUCACCCUUCUCUGUUCCCAAAAUACUCUCACAGCUCUACACUCAAGGCUGUAAGAGUGAUGCAGCAGUUGUACCGGCCGCCUGACUCCAAGAUAUUUGCUAAAUUCAUCAUAUAUAAAGAUUAACCAUAAUGGGAUUUGGAAUGAAUUUAAACGGGAGGCUUGCCAUAUGUCCUUAAAACUUUCUUGACAUUUCAGUAAGAAAAUCUUUGGGAUUAAAAUAAAAAUGAACUUUUAAAUAAAUAUUAUGUUUCUUAUCACCAUGAAGGAUUGUAAUUCUGUGUUGGUUGAUAAUACAAAGUUUGAGAUCAUUUCUCCAAUAAAACAUCCUGUUUUUUACUUUACAAUUUAUCAAAGUGGUUUAACUUUGCCUAUAGUGCAGGUGGCCGGUAAUUAAUUGCUGCAUCUCCUUCUACAAAACCGCAGCAUAAUGGUACUAAUUCAUAUUCUCUCCACAUUGUUCAUUCUUAGAGUUUCGACGAAGGAAUAUUCAUCUCAGAAAGUCAAGAUGCUUGUGACAGUACAACUGGAGUUGCUUACUCAUCUCUUAAGCGUCCUGUGAUAGAAGGUGAAUUCACAGUGCUGUUUCUUACACGUUUGACUUUCCUUGUUUUCGUAGUUUUGAAACCAUGUUAGAGAAAAUAAAGACGGACCUCAUCACUUUUUUUAUUAAAGGAUCACGAAUAGGGUCCGGAACACAAACAUGUAUUCCUGAUCCUAUAGUGUUAAAACCACCAUCUAGCCCCCCUGGUCCCCUCGUGCAAAAUCUUACUGUAUUCAAGCCUGAAGCUGUAACUCUGCAUGCUAUUUGUCCCAGAAGAACAAGCAGUCUGCUGACUUCAUCAGAUGUGGUAGCCUGAUCCAAUCACAAUGCUUCCCCAUAGGAUUGGCUGAGACUGACAAGGAGGCAGAUCAGGGGCAGAGCCAGCAUGAUUCAAUCACAGCCCUGGCCAAUCAGCAUCUCCUUAUUUAGAUGAAUUGAAUCAGUGAAUCUCUGAGGAAAGUUCAGUGUCUGCAUGCAGAGGGAGGAGACACAAUGUUUGGAUGCAUUUUAGGCAGCCAGGAAGGAUCUCUAACAGCCAUCUGAGGAGUGGCCAGUGAAGUUAUCACUAGGCUGUAAUGUAAACACUGCAUUUUCUCUGAAAAGACUGUGUUUACAGCAAAAAGCCGGAAGGUAAUGAUUAUAAUCACCAGAACAAAUUAAAUAAGCUGUAGUUGUUCUGGUGACUAUAGUGUCCCUUUAAACACAUUAUGCAAGCACAGGAUUCACAUGCAUACACUCCAUAUCAGUAUGCAUAAGCAUUUGCAUAUUAUAUAGCGCCAUCAGUUUCCAUAGCGACCUACACACAGACACUUUUAUACACAAUUACAUGAACUUUUAAUUCUGUUGCUUCUACAUUUUGUGUUUCUCUCUAGCUCUUGCUCUCCUCUUCCUUCUUCCCUCCCUCCCCCCACUCCCCUAUGCAAUAAGGCAAGACUAAAGGUUACUUAUCACUGCAAAGCUAUGUGAUCUUUAUCACUUGCCUAGCAUUUACCUAUUUCUUAGCAUUUUGGUACCUGCUGUACUAACUAUUCCUUGUGUACUGCAUAUUUACUGCUAAGGAAAUCAAGGAAAAUACUAUGUAAAUAUGUUUUAGGUGGCACAAUGGUUGGAUAAAAUCAAAAGGCUUAACAUUUAAUCAUAGCAGUUUGGAGUCAAAUAUAUUUUAAAAUACCAUAUGUAUCUGAAGGAACUUGUCAUAUUUCUCCUACAAAUUUAUCAUGCUGUCUAGGAGCAUUGCAGGUUGUUCAGGAUUUGAAGUCAGCACUGCAUGGUUCCUGAAUUGUUUGUCUGACAAACCAAUGUCUACAAUGUUUACAGAGUUUUAACUGCCCGUGCUUUGAUGUAUUGUUUAAUGCCAUUCCUUUUGGUCACAGAUGUCAUCCAAGCAGCCACUGCUACAGUAUGGAUUGCACUGGGACACAAGUGGUGUGAGUUGAAGGGCUGAAUUUCCAGUCACUAGAGUCUAGUGGGAGAGGGGUAAUUUUGAUCCCUGAAUCAUGUGUUCAAGAUUGAACUACAUCAAUAUUCAUAGGGACACUACUUAAAGUGGUUUGUCUGGAGACCAUUUUUAUGGCGAAACUCUAAAUCACUUGCUUUUUCCACUGGUGAAUGGGCACAAAUACCAUGAGGCUGUCAUCUUAUUAGUAAAUAAACUGUGUGCUAAAAUAGAAUGUAAGCAUUUGUGAUCUAAACAAUUUUCCACUCAACUAGAUCCACACUUUCUCAAAGCUUUUAACCCCUUAAGGACACAUGACAGAAAUAUUCCGUCAUGACUCCCUUUAAUUCCAGAAGUUGUGUCCUUAAGGGGUUAAUUAAUGGGACACUAUAGUCACCAACACUACAGCUUAUUGUAGUUGUUCCACUGAAUAUAGCAUGUCCCUGCAAGCUUUUUGCUGUAAAUACUGUCUUUUAAGAGAAGAGGCAUUGUUUACAUUACACACAGAUAACGAGAAGGGCUGCGCCAAAAGGAUAGAAAUAUGAAUGAACUCAAACAAUAAAUAUAAAAUUUGUAUUCUAGUAAAUGAGUCUUUGUUAUGAAUAAAGUCUAUUUAGUUACUUGGAAGUGUAGAGUCCUCAAUGUUCUAAGUGUUUCAGCCGUUCGGUGUAUAUAUAAAAGACAAAAGCGAGGGUAGCCAAUGGUGCAGUAUGUACAAACCAAUAGGAUUAAAAUGAAGAAAUAUAUACAGUCAACUCACAUUUUAAAAAGCUAUAGCCAGCUCACGGUGUGGAAGAUGUACAGCAGUAUAAUCCCUGAUUUAGAGGAAAUGUGGUCAACAUCCUCCAGAGGGAUGGUGUCCAACACUCAGGUGAAAAGUGUAUAUAUAAAAAAAACACAAAAAAAAACAGUGCUUUCAGUAAUAUAAAAUAAUGCAAAUGGACAUAAAUAAAAAUUAGAACCUAGCUAGAAGGAUUUUAUAUAGGUGUAUGGACAUUUAAAAUUGGCAUCAAAAUGACGUCACAGGUUUGUAGCCAAUCGGGUAAAGACAUAUUUUACAUAUUUACAAAUGUGUUUACAGACUUUCAAUGCAAUUUAUACGUGUAACUUGAUUUCUUAUAUAAAUUGGAAUAAAAACGAGUGUUUACUGCUUUAAUCUAAACCAUUAUAGCGAGUCACGUGAAACAGAUGAAAACAGAAAUGACAAAUGUACAUUUAUAGGAAAUUCUUAUAUGGUUAUCCAAACCCAAAUAAACAUAUUUUUAAAAAUACAGAAAUAAGAACAUUUAAAAAUGACAACAUUCAUGGAUUGUUUCUAUAUCCACAUACCUUUUGCAUUACAAGAAAUUAUUUAUUUAAAAAAAACAUCUAUUCUAAAUUGUUUCAAAAAUACAAAAUACUAAAAUGCAAUCUGUAUACACCAUCUUAACAACAAACAGAUACCUACUAGCACCACCAUGCAUCAAAAAGUGGGAGGAAGACCUCGAGGAACCCAUGACAGAAGCGGACUGCGACAAAAGUAUCACUCUGAUACAAAAAACACCGAGCUCGGCACGCACACAAGAAAACUCGUACAAGAUACUCACCAGAUGGUACCUAACACGCCAGGAACCCGGAAAUCCCAGACACAUGCUGGAGAUGCGAGGAGCAGACUGGUACAUAUGGUGGACUUGCGCUCGCAUUAGACCAUUCUGGGAAAAAAUCCGGACGAUAAUACAUGAGGUUACAGAUGAGCUCCUGCCACACUCCCCAGCCGCUUUCCUUCUACACCAUACCACCAUGGCGACAUCAACAUACAAGAGAUCUGUCAUCUCUAGACUCCUAAACGAUGCGAAAGUGACCAUCCCCAUCUAUUGGAAACAAACUAGCACACCUCCCAUAAUGAAGUGGAUAGAGGAGGUGGAAGCCACAAGGACACUUGAAGACGUGAAAGCAGAAACCCUGAACCUCAGAGACCGACACACCAAACGCUGGUUCCACUGGACGAGGCUAACUGCGUCAGACUCCUUCAGACAACACCUAAACGCGCCGUAAGCAGAGACUGGAGGGAGAGAGAAAUACAACAAGACAAACCGAAGACGGCGAGACGCAAUGAGCCGGGCAGGCGACGGGUGGCGGGCAGCAGACCACCCUGACACACACUCAGUCAACACCACGACACAAUGACAACUGAUGACACCGGAGACGAAUAGACCGCCUACAGACACAACACUCGCGAGCCACACACAUAGCCACCUAAGGGGCUACAAACACGAAUAAAGACAACUAACCAUAUAGCUAUUACACUAACGGACGCCAAACAACACCAAGCAGGACCACAACCUAGCACUAACACCACACCCAACUCCUCGACACAUAAGACGACAACGAAACCAAAGCUAGCACAGUAAGUGCGAUAAUGGGUACACAACAACACACACAACUAAAGACUACAAAACAAGUCAAUACCCCCAAAUGCCUCUAUGAAGGCAACAUGUUCCCUCCCCCACACAUACAGCUGUCUACGCCUCUGCACAGACACCUAUCUGCUAAACCAGAAAUACAUACACCAUAGAUAAUCUACUGCAAAACCAAUAAACAUAUUCCAAAUAAAGUCGACACACACACACUGAAAACCAGACAUCCAGGCAGGCAACCGCGCAAUAGGACCGAGGGAUACCCAACACUUAGAAUACACAAACCACCGAGGCCCCUUACAACAUACGCUAAAGCACCCUAACCCACUAAACUGAAUAGACACACCGAAUACAAGGAUAACUACAGAACAGAAAUGGUUACACAUGACCAUGAAACACCAAGAUACACAAGGCAACAGAUACAGAGACGCAAGAGCAGUUAGCAGGCACACGUACCAGAGCACGAUAGGACAAGGUUAAACAUCAGAUAAAAGCCUGAUGGAGGGGACACAAAUAGGAAGUUAACUGACCGAAUGCCAUUAACAGAGAAGCAGGAUACAACAGAGCCGCUAAGGCACCCCGGGUUUAGACACAACGCAACACAUCAGCAAAAAGACACAGAACCCGCAGGCACAGACAAUUAAAAUGCCCAAAGCAGGAACACUCAAAACCACAUACGUCUGUGCAAACGCAAUAAAGACACACUACUAGCCGCAUAGCUAUACAAUACGAGCAAAUACAUAUGCAUAUAUAUGCUGUACCACAAACGCAACGACUAACCAGCCUCUGCGUAGGCGACGAGAGACAAACAAAUGUACCCCUUCUUUAAUGUUUGAACGACUGAUCAUAGUGAUAUCCCUAUCAUUCAUACCCAACAUAAAUAAGUCUUGCAUAUGCCUCCCUUACCUAACAUCACACAUAGACAAAUAGCCCCGACCUAGGCGGCAUGCACACACGAAAUAGAUACCCAGAUGGGGAGCAUAGUAUUUACGGUUUAUAACGUUAUGAUUAGGCCUCCUCUACCUAACGCAUUAUACGAAUACGAGGCUUUAACUAUUGCGGCAUGCACACACGCAAUAGACGAUGAGUCGCUGAAAAAGGCAUACCACUACCCACACUAAAACAAAUGUAUCUACGGGUUAUCACUCAGUGGCAGAACGACUACUUCUCGACCACAUUGCCUCAUUAGGCCUUAGAUUAACGUAAAGCACUAUCGACUUCCCAAAGUCAUCAUAUGGCUAUUAAGAUACGCUGACACACACGGAAAUACAGAAACUAAAUGUGAUAAACCUGGAUGAUCUGAAACGCAUGCCUUCAAGUGGACAACUAUCUGCUUUUAUGUACACAAACCGUUAAACACGCUUCUGCGCAUGCGAAUAUAUGCAUGUAUACACUUGUUCAGACCUGCAAAUCUCUGCGUAGGUGAUUGUUCGCAUUAACAGAAAACUGUUUGAUACCUGCAUUGUUGUUGUAAUGACAAUAAACAUAUUUAAUACAAAAAUGCAAUCUGCUCAGGAGAAUAAAAAGGAAACGUUCUAAAAUAUAUAAACAUUAUAAAAAAUUCUUUAAAAAAAUGUAAAAUCAAAUUCUAUAUUGAGUCCCUUUGGCUCCAAAGUGUCUAGUUUGUACACCCAUUUCAUUUUUUCUUUUCCUAUAUUGUUUAUAUGAUUACCACCUCACCAAGAUUUAUUAACUAUUUUGAUCCCUAAAAAAGUAAGACCAUUUGGAUCCGGAUUGUGAUAUUUUUUUUAAAUGCGCUGAAACGCUGUGUUUCUCGUAACUCUUGCGGAUGUUGUUUAUAUGUUCAUAAAGCCUCUUGUGUAACGGACGAAUAGUACGACCCACAUAUUGUAGGCCGCAUGGACAAAUUAAAAGAUAAAUAACGUUCUUACUAAAACAAGUAAUAAAAUCCUUUAUAUAAAAGACCUCAUCUUUAUAUUUUGUCCUAAAUUCCAAAAGGGUAUUAGUAAAUUUAGGACAAAAUAUAAAGAUGAGCAUAACCUUCAUCACUAUGUAUUUUACUUAGGACGUUUGCGACUUUAUUAUUUAGAAUCUGGGUUAGGGGAUCUCCUUAUCUAUUACUAUCUAGGACUUAUACACUCAGUUUACUUUAUCUCUAGUUAGCCGCUUAUCCCUACUCUGAGCUCUUCAGUUAUCCUAUUAUAGGUUCUUGAGAGAUAUGUAUCAUCCUGUCACUCGACUUCUGUCGACCUAGGGUACAUUGAUCUUACGGAGCACUUUUUCUCCUACUAUAGAUGCAUUCAGUACGCGGCAUCUAGACAACGCUAAUAAGUCUUUGGUUGAUCUAUAAUUUUUUUCCUAAGGGGUUAAGGUGUUAUAUUAUAGAGGCUUAUUUUUACCUCCUUGUGCCCGGCCGGGCCGAUCAACUACCCUUUUCCCUCUUCGCAAGGCACCCUGUCUAUGUCUAGCUCUGGGUAAUAGAGGGAGGAUUAUAAUAGGGGUUUAAGGAUUUCCUAUCGGCUAGUAUACCGACUUUAUUACUAGUUCGAGUUCACACUGCCGCUCAUCCUCCCCAAAUACUCCUAUUUGCCCUGUCCGCAGUAUUGAUCUUGGAGCUCCCCCAACGAUAGGAAGUAAUUUGAAUAUAUCCUCUGGGGAUAUCCUUUUUAGGCAAUACUCGUAUGUGCAACUAUAUGCAUUUUGUUCUAUUAAGGGUUUCAUUAGUGUCUAUCACCCUAGUGGAUACAUUUUACUUCAUUGUGCUCACACCUCUACUUUAUAUGUGUUACAAAUGAGCUGUUAAGUUACUCUAUUCUAAUAGUAGCCACCCUAUAUACUGUGUGUUCGCUGCAUAUUUUGCAUAUUAGCAGAUGAUUCUAUUUUUAACACUACUGUACAUACUUUUCACAUUGGUUUAUUUCUUUCCCCAAGAGGGACUAAUAAAGAUUUAUAGUUUUUUAUUUAUUUAUUUUUUUAGUUCUAUUUAUGCUCUAUGACUGGCAAUCUAUUGCAUUACAUUGGUGGAGCAGCCACAUUCAGGGUAUAGAGACUGAGUUUGAUUGCACUGUUCCAGUUAACCCAUCCCAGUCUCUUCUAUUUUUAUUAUUACUUUGGGUUAUGUCCUAAUACCCUUCAACCAACACAACUCCAGUGAAUGAUCGUUUUGGUCUUUCACUGUUGCUGUAUUCUCUCUAAAAGGGGAAACGAAUAUGAGAUCGACGCAUUACAUGCAAAGCAAGAAAAUUCAAGCCGUGAUUUGUCAUAAGUGUGAUGAUUAUGGCUUACAGUUUAUGAAAACCCCCAAAUCCACAAUCUCAGUAAAUUAGAAUAUUACAUGCAAUCAAUAAAACAAGGAGUGUACAUAGAACGAUAUCAGACCUCUGAAAAGUAUAAGCAUGCAUAUGGACUCAGUACUUGGUUUGGGCCCCUUUUGCAGCAAUUAUUGCCUCAAUGCAGCGUGGCAUGGAAGCUAUCAGCCUGUGGCACUGCUGUGUUAUGGAAGACCAGGAUGCUUCAAUAGCGGCCUUCAGCUCUUCUGCAUUGUUUGGUCUCAUGUCUCAUCUUUCUCUUGGCAAUGCUCCAUACAUUCUCUAUGGGUUUCAGGUCAGGCGAGUUUGCUGGCCAAUCAAGCACAGUAAUCCCACAGUCAUUGAACCAGGCUUUGGUGCUUUGGCAGUGUGGGUAGGUUCCUGCUGGAAAAUGAAGUCAGCAUCCCCGUACAGCUCGUUUGCGGAAGGAAGCAUGAAGUGCUCCAAAAUCUCCUGGUAGACGGCUGCGUUGACCCUGGACUUAAUGAAGCACAGUGGACCAACACCAGCAGAUGCCAUGGCUCCCCAAAUCAACACAGACUGUGGAAACUUCACACUGGACUUGAAGCAUCUUGCAGUGCGUGCCUCUCCCUUCUUCCUACAGACUCUGGGUCCUUGGUUUCCAUAUGAGAUGCAAAUGUUGCUCUCAUCAGAAAAGAGGACUUUGGACCACUGAGCAACAUACCAGGUCUGUUUUUCUUUGACCCAGGGAAGAUGCUUCUGACGUUGGUUUUUGUUCAGGAGCGGCUUGACAAGUGGAAUACGACAUCUGAAGCCCAUGUCCAGGAUCCGUCUGUGUGUGGUGGCUUUUGAUGCACUGACUCCAGCCUCAGUCCACUCCUUGUGAAAGUCCCCAACACUUUUGAACGGCCUUUCCUGACAAUCCUCUCCAGGCUGCGGUCAUCCCUGCUGCUUGUGCACCCUUUUCUUCCACAUAACUUUCUAUUAAUGUGCUUUGAUACAGCACUUUGGGAGCAUCCAACUUCCUUUGCAAUUACCUUUUGAGACUUUCCCUCCUUAUGGAGGGUGUCAAUGAUGGUUUUCUGCACAACUGUCAGGUCAGCCGUCUUCCCCAUGAUUUGUGAUUCCUACUGAACCAGACUGAGAGACCAUUUAAAGGCUCAGAAACCCUUUGCAGGUGUUAUGGCUUACUUAUCUGAUUAGAGUGGGACACUGUGAGCCUAGAAUAUUGCACUUUUUCGCAAUAUUCUAAUUUACUGAGAUUGUGGAUUUGGGGUUUUCAUGAUCUAUAAGACAUAAUCAUGGCACUUAUGACAAAUCAUGGCUUGAACUAUCUUGCUUUGCAUGUAAUGCGUCUAUCUCAAAUUAGUUUCCCCUUUUACAUUGCAUUACUGAAAUAAAUGAACUUCUGCACGAUAUUCUUAUUUUUAGAGUAUCACAUGUAUGUAUGUGUGUGUAUAUAUGUGUAUAUAUAUGAUACCGGCACUCAAGGAAUUUCGAAAGUUUAAUUUUCAAUGUGCAUCUGAAAUCGACGUUUCAGCUCCUCCAUCGGGAACGUCGUGCCCGUUAAUUUAGUUUGCUGCUACUUCCUGGUUAGUCAUCUGACCACGAAGAUGGUCCUGAUAGGUUGAACCUCACGUCGACUAGACAACCAAGGACGCUCACGUCCCAUUGGAAGAGAUUCAAUAUUAUGAAUACAGAUUUCAGACAGACUUAAUCUGUCAGCCGGUAGCACAAAGACGGCACCUGAAACUUGUUCCCCGCAUGUUACCCGAUGGUUAGAUGGAGAUGUCCGAGCUUACAAAGUACUUCAUUAAUCCACAACUGUUUAAACACCCUAGAUUAGGCUAUUAUCCAGUAAUAUUCAUUUUUAUUAAUAUAAUUAUGCAUGGUUUUUUUUAUUGAUUUUUGUAUUGUACAAUUAGGGUGCUAUAUACAGCAUCUUUCACAUGGGGGAUAUUACUGGAUAAUAGCCUAAUCUAGGGUGUUUAAACAGUUGUGGAUAAAUGAAGUACUUUGUUUGUAAGCUCGGACAUCUCCAUCUAACCAUCGGGUAACAUGCAGGGAACAAGUUUCAGGUGCCAUCUUUGUGCUACCGGCUGACAGAUUAAGUCUGUCUGAAAUCGGUAUUCAUAAUAUUGAAUCUCCUCCAAUGGGACGUGAGCGUCCUUGGUUGUCUAGCCGACGUGAGGUUCAACCCAUCAGAUGACUAACCAGGAAGUAGCAGCAAACUAAAUUAACGAGCACGACGUUCCCGAUGGUGGUUGGCGAUGAACAACAGCUGAAUGUGAGUAUGUAAUUUUAACAUUUCUUAUAUAAGUGUGUUUUUUCACUGUUAAGAAUGUCUGUCCUGAUGAAAGCUCCCUAGAGGAGCUGAAACAUCGAUUUCAGAUGCACAUUGAAAAGUAAACUUUUGAAAUUCCUUGAGUGCCGGUAUCCUUUCUUUAUCUACAUCUGAGCCACCAGAGCACCAGGUACUGUGUUUGUUUUUUAUUUUAUUUAUUUUUUUAAGUUGGAGUGCGAGGGCUCUUUGUGUGUGUGUAUGUAUGUGUAUAUAUAUUUUACACACACACACACUCUCUCUGCAUUCAUUAUAUAUAUAUAUAUAUAUAUAUAUAUAUAUAUAUAUAUAUAUAUAUAUAUAUAUAUAUAUAUAUAUAUAUAUAUAUAUACACACACACACUCUCUCUGCAUUAUAUACACACACACACACACACUCUGCAUUCAUUAUAUAUACAUAUACACACACUAUACAAACACACUGCAUUAACUAUAUACACACUACACAAACACUCACUGCAUUCACUAUACACACUACACAAACACUCACUGCAUUCACUAUACACACUACACAAACACUCACUGCAUUCACGAUACACACUACACAAACAUUCACUGCAUUCACGAUACACACUACACAAACAUUCACUGCAUUCACGAUACACACUACACAAACACUCCAUUAACUAUACACACUACACACACAAUAUUAUACUAUAUAUGUCUGUCUUUUGUCCUUUUUAUGUUCCUUAAAUUGGAGCUGUGGCUUAUCUCAACAAUGCUGAUAGUGUUGCUAUUUAUCUAUGCACUAUAUCACUUUAAGUGUUUUUUUUGCAGUUUGCACUCUUAGAUAUUUUACACAUAUAAGUUGAUUGUUUAUAUAAAUUUUAUCACUUGUGAGAGAGUAUAUUGCGACUAGCCCUGGGUACACAAGUACCAAUAACUCAGUAUGUGCAGUGUUUCAAACAGAAAAACGACACAUACUGACUCCUGCUGCCAUGACCACUUCAGAAAGCAGAAGUGGUCAUAGUGGUUGCACUAACCCUUUAAAUCUCCCCCUAACACUUCCUGUACCCUAUGACCACUUAUGAAUUUUGAGGAAAUGUACAUAUCACAGAUACAAAUGCUACAUAUGCUUUCCUUUGGGUACGAGAUCCUGCGUAAACCUACAUUGGAGUGUCUAUCGGCUUUCCCUAAACCAUGUGAGCUAUUAACUUAAUGUCAAAACUGUGGCUAAAACAUUUUUAUCUAACCCUCCAAUCCUAUGUCAGUUCUACAUUCACUGAAGUUAAUUACAAGUUACUUUUAAGAUGGUCACCCACUUUAAGAGUUCAUUAAUUCCAUAUAGUGACUAACAUUUUGAAAAAGGUGCUUCAUAUGUUUUACCAAAUAGUAGUGUGUGUGUAUGUGUAUUGUUUGCUCAUGCGUCCUAACUGCUGUUUUAUUCGUUAGGUAUUGAAGAUUCACCCAACUCUAAAUACCCACGCCUAGAUCUUGCAUUUGAGGAGUGGGAUGAAGCUGGGCUACCCUGGUGGUUUUUGGGAAAUUUGAGGACAAAUUACAUUCCUCAGAGUAAUGCAUCUACUGACAUUCCUUCUAACCAGGUAUGAACCGUUUAAAGCUUAGUUAAUACCAGACGAAACAUACACAACUGUAAUGCUUCAAAAUGGGGGGUGCCUUCUUUUGAAACAACUGCAAAAACCAAUGUGAGAGAGGCUUAACUUGAUAGAGGCAUGUCUUAGGCACUGACAAUUCACUGUUUAGUGAAUAACUUUCCAUGGUUGUUAAUGAAAAAAGUGACCUGUUGAGAAUUCUCAUUGUAUUUAAAAUCCGCUGCCUUGUAAAUAUCUUCAGUAUCAGUUAUGUUUUAGUUAAGAUAUUUUGGUCUGAAAUUUUAAAUGCUCUUUGACUUAGUCUUUUUUUGCUUGUUUUUAUUUUAUUUUAUAUUUUUGCAGUGCAUAAGAAUAUUACAAGAAGGCAUGAGGUACCCAAACGGCUAUACUCAGGCUUAUUCUCACACUAUACAUUUGGGGUAACUGAGAACACAUGCAGACUUUUAUAAUAUAGGUAGAUUGAGUAAAGAGUAUGAUGUAGAGGAUAGGUAGCUAGGUUCAAGCAUAGACACGUGUGUGUGUGUGUGUGUGUGUGUAUAUGUGUUUAGCAGGUCUAGUGCUAAACACGAAUAUAGUCAGGCAAAGUCAUAUAGCUAUGGACCGUUGGUGUAAUAGACCCCAGGAGACCCUUUGAAGACUAUGUAGUGGGAGGCAGUAUCGGGUGAUCCAGGGGGUUUGAGCUGACCAUAUGGAAAACAGUCCUGCCCUCUAAAGUAGAUCAUAUCAGAGUGAGCUGCAAACUAAAGCAAUGUGUCAACAGUGUUCAUGAAGCUGGCGAUGCAGAUGCACUUUGCCAGGGUAAGUCACUCUUCUAAGUUGCCGAUCAGCAUACGCCUUGUUUGGGCAGAGUACAGACUUAUGCCGACGGGCAGCAGCUCGGGUAUGUCAGUCCAUGUGUAGACAAACACUAGGUGCCUGGUUGGUGGGAGCUUGGACUCGUGUGAGUCUUCAUGGAUACUUGCAGGCUCCAGGGGACUGCCAUCCUGCACUUGCUGCCUCCUUGAAGGAUCCCUGGUCGCCUGCCUCAGGAUGGUUUCCGUCCUCCUGGGCAGGUCGUUGUCAGAUGUCGUUGCUGUCUUCCGUUUAGGUCUGCUAGGUGGAGUGCGCGGCGGAGUUUGAGGCUUUGUUUGAGGUUGUGGGUUGCAGAAGAGCCUCUAGCUUACCAAAGAAAGCUUGGCAGGUCUUAUCUAGACGGAGCUCCACCUCAGACUUCUCGCUUUGAGAGCCAAAUUAGAACGCUGCUUCUGCCAUUUUGAAAGCAGUGCUGCUGUUUGUAUCGGGUCGCUACAGCGCUCUCUCCAGGUUGUGCCGGGAUCUCCAUAGGGCAAAACGGGAUGACCUCCACCAUUACAGUCGGGGGGAGGGGAACGUGGGUCUUGUAACCGGUUUCCAGCUUUGACUGUCAGCGGGGGAGCAUCCGUCUUCCACCCGCUAACCACACGUGUAGGCCCUGCCUGAGGUACAGGGGAUUUCUGCCGGUAGUGUCGUUUGUGUGGCAUCAUUGUGAGCCCCUCUUUGUCACGUUCUGCCUGGUGGCCUUUUUGAACCGGUUCGGUCCUGUUUAAGCGGAUUUCAGCAACACAAUUUGUGCUGUGUAGAAGGAGCUGGACAGGUUGGCGUUCUCUCAGCUCAGCGAUCAGAACCUUUCAUAUCACUUAGAAGAAACUUUCGAAAUUGACUACAUUUAAUCUCCUUCAACUGUAAGUUAUGAAGCAUUAAACAAGGACACAAGAAUCCAAUGUCAUUUUCUUUGCAGGACAUAGAUACAGCCCUUGUAUCUGAUACCACCGAUGACUUGUGGUUCCUUAAUGACUGUCGAUCGGAUCAGAUCAAUGUUGAAGUGAAACUGGAUGCUGUAGAUUCGCCGAAUAGCGAGGGUGAAGAAAUAAAGGAAGAUGAAGGCAAGAAGGUGAGCAUAGUUGCACAUCCUAUACACUACUUUUGUUUCCGUACCCUUGUUUUAAAUAUUUUCAGUAAUUCAGAUAUUGAUACCAAUAUCAAAAAUUCUGUUCCGCUACCAACAAACUACAGUACUUAAAAACAUGUUAAAAAAAAAAACGCAAUUUCAGUUGUAAAAAUAACUUAUUUUAAUUAUAAGGUAAUGCCUUAAUGUUUACAAUAGAACAUUUAUUGAGGGGGUUGCCAGUCUACUCAGAAAUUUAUAUAGACUGGAGGGUUGUAUUGUAGAAAUUGUAAUAGUAUGCAUGAAAUGGUAAGCAGAUGUUUAUAUCAGUGACUCUGUAUCUUGGGAUUGGAAAGUUGUCUUCAUCCCAAAAUCAAAUUUUUGCAUUAAAGUGUUUUAAUGUUUGUGGUUUAUGGUGAUGAUUGUGUGAAGAAGGCUAGUCUCAGCAGCCUGCAGCUUCCUUUAGGUCUAGUUUAUUGUCUGAGAAUGUUGAUUAGUGAAAUAAUCCCUGCAUCUCUCUAGGCCUAGUUCAGUGAAGAGGGUUGGUAAGUGGCACCUAGCCCACACCAAGGCACUUUUGGACCUUAAUCACUACAGCACUCAGUAGUGGUUAUUGUACUUUGAGUGUUCCUUAUGUUUCUGGGUGCUUGUUUAAUACAUAUGUGCCCGUUCUAAGAUGUUUCAAUUGUGGCUUUCAUAGUUUGUUGAAGAAACCCUUUCUACUAUUUACUUUGUUUAUGCAGCCUUAGCCACACCUCCUGUGACUUACACAGGCUCCCUACACACUUCCUGUAAGUAGAUGUUAUUUUUAAACCUUUAAUGCAGAGUUUGUUGAAUUUUGAAUUUCCUCUCUCCUGCUCUGUUAAUACCAUGCAGAUCAUCAUAUGUGAGAAUUUAAUUCAUAGAUUAUGCUGUAAGAUCUGAUUGAAAAUUAGUGUGUUUCUUUAAAGUGGAUUGUAGUACAGGUCUUCAUACUUGACAUAACAUAUUACACGUUUUGAUGGUUAUGCUGUCCUAGUUUGAUUUAUUGCCUACCUUAAUUUGCAGUGACUAGUACAAGGUUAUUGGUAUAAGUUAUUUGAUAACUGAAGACUAACACAAUACCAGUCUACUGCACUGACAUCUACUCUGUCAUGGUUUUGCUAGAUUACUUCCUUAUUACCUGUUCCCUUUUCUGUACCCUCUCAGGUGAUUAAAGUUACUAUUUACGAGGAUGAUCCAGAGGAUACUCAGAGUUUAAGUGAUGAUACAGACACUGAAAUCACUUCUGAGGUUUGUCAUUUAAACAUUGUUGCUUUCUCUAUUUUAGUUGCAGUGUUAAUAUUCUGAAUAGCAGUUUUGUGUGUGUAUCUAUACACACACACUUAUUAUAUAGUGCCAGCAAAUUACGUAGUGCUGUACAAUGGGUACUUACUGAAUAGAAUUAUAUUACUGAUUGUGUUGUUAUUUGUAUAUACGUACAUACAUGAAUAGUUCAUAUAGCACUGGUCAGGGAGCCUAAAUACAACAUUUUGGAUUGUUCCUGUUAAUGGUAAUUUUUGUUUUGUUUUGGCUUCUACUUUGUAAUGUCUCAUGUUUUUCUGUUUUACUUUAAUGAGAGAAUGUGAAAAAUAUUCUGUUUUCCUCAGGACUGCUGGCAGUGUGCAAAUUGCCACAAAUUAAACUCUCCAGUAAAGCGUUACUGCUUCCGCUGCUGGGCGCUACGAAAAGACUGGUAUAUGGACUCUCCUCGUCUCACCCACACUUUGUCAACACCUGCACUUCGUGCCAAGGGCUUCUCUGAAGAUGACCAGAAUGGAAUUGACAUCCCUGACUGCCGGAGAACAGUGUCUGCACCAAUGGUGCGGCCACAAGGAGCUUAUAACAAGCAACCUUCAUCCUCCCUGGAUCCCUUAGACCUGGCAGCAUGUUCAAGAAAUUUCUCAGAAAGCACAGAUACAUUACUCAGUUGCCAGUCUGAUGAAGUGUCCUUGGAGUCUAGCCGACCACUGUUGGAACCUUGCCAGCUUUGCCAUAAAAGGCCUCGUAAUGGCAAUGUGGUCCAUGGGCGCACUGCCCACAUGGUGGCUUGCUUUCCUUGUGCACGCAACCUUAAAAGAAGUCAGAAGGGAUGCCCAGUGUGCCAGAAGCCCAUACAGAUGGUGGUGAAAACAUAUGUUGCAUAAAUACAGCAUCGUGCUGCAUGAUUGAACCUUUGUUUUUUUUGUUUUUUGGGUUUUUUUUACCCCCACUUUUUGCUGCCAACACAUGUGGGGUAACUGGACCAUUGUUAUGGAAACAGGCAUUUUUGUAUUUUAAGCUCAUAUUUGUGUUUUUGUUCCUCAAGCACCUUGUAUUUGUUUAUUUUAUUGUGGAGACCAUGAAGGCUUUUGCGUUGAAGUACAACAGAGCAAAACCACUUUUAUUUUGUUUACUGGGGAUGUUGGGAAGAGUCCUCUUGUCUCUCAAACUCUUGGGACAGAGGUUUAUUCCUGUCCUCAAAAGAGAAUGUGCUAUCACUGCCAAUAUAGCUAACUGAAAUGUUGUAUUAAAGUUUAAUUUCCUCAAGCCAAGCAGAAUGGAGGAUAUACAUUGUCAGAUAAUAUUUAUAAAGAUAUAUUUAAUGAAAGCUGUGUAUUUAUGUAUGGACAUCGACAUGUGCAGUCUUUAAAACAAAUGUACUUGGUGUCUCUAGAACAUGAGGAGUAAUAGUAGUUUCUAAAUUUAGUCCGUAAAGCAGCUAGUUUGGCCCUUUCCAACCCCACCCUCACCCCAGCAAUAAGAAAACAAAAAAAUUAGCAUACCAUAAACAUAUGGGGGGGAGGCAGUUUCAGUGGAGCAUCCUGCAGUCUCGAGGAAUUUUCCAUAGUCCUCAGAGUUGUACUUUUCUGCAGUCGCUAGAAUACUCCAUGGACACCAGCACCUGAUAGAAAAAUUUCUGAGGAGGACCUCACAGAAGAGGAUUCGGCAGCGCAAGAGACUUUCAGGUAAGUCAAAAUUAGCUUUUCCCUUUCACCCCGGGGCUGCCAGAAUGCUAGCGGAGCAGUCACCGUCUGGGGUCUUUGUAAAACAUGCAGAGACCCAGAAGCUGAUAGAACCCCUUUAAGAAUAGAACCAUUAGUUUGUGGUUCCUAAACCUGGAUUUCUAUACAUCGUUUAUUACUUCAGUAAAUUCCAGAAGGAGUACUAAAGUAAUUGUAGCUUUACAUCUGUAAAGUUACAUUUGGAUUCCAUGGCAUUAGAACAUUAAAGACUGUAUAUCAAACUUCACAUGCUACUCACAAAUUGUGUUUAUUAGCCCACCUCUCUAGAAUAUGUAUAUGUGAGAAUAUAUAGGUAUAUAUAUUCUAUCUAUAUCUGUCUGUCUGGAGUAUUUAUUUGUCCAACAUGACUUUCUGAAUCGGGAGGGCAAGCACAUACCCAUCUGGCAUGCAUGUAUAUACACAAUUGUAAGCAUGUGGUCCAUUGGUAAGAAUUGCAGCAUGUUACUACAGCAUGUGUGAUAGGAGGCUUCACUUUGAUGCUAUAUUUGUAUUCUUUACUGCUACGUGGAUGGAUUAGCAGUUAAAAAUCAGAGAGGUAACAUUUUAAGCUACACAGUUAGCAUAACCUAUAGAAUGUAUUUGCAUAUAAAGUGGCAGCAUAUAUAUAUAUUUUUUUUAAGUGCACUCUAAUGCAAUUAAAGUUAAUGAAUGCAUUUUCUUUUUUUUCUUUUUCUUUUUUUUUUUUUUGGUACUACACACAUUUGCCAUGCAACUAAAUGACCCUUUUAACCCCUUAAGGACCAAACUUCUGGAAUAAAAGGGAAUCAUGACAUGUCACACGUCAUGUGUCCUUAAGGGGUUAAACCUAUUCCUUCCACCUUUUUUUGCCCUUUCUUUUCGGGUGCAUGCCAAGAAAGGGGGAAACACACAAAGUUAACAUACAUUCAUUUAUUGUCGCUCAUUUCUUUUCUGCUCUGCUGAAUUACCAUCAUGCUUUGCUUCUUUAAUUGCUUUGAAACUGUGAGCCUUCUAUAUGCAUUUCAGUCAUGCGUGCAAUUGCACUUAUGUCCUUCUAGUUUUAGCAAUUUACACCAAUUGCUUCAUCAGUUACCCGAUUAUUAUAAAAAAAUAAAAAAAAUUUGUAGUGGCCUUUUCCAUUUCCACAUGCCAUUUUCAUAGUAAAUUUUCCACCCCAUUUUUUUUUUUGUUUAUAAUUGCAGCUGUAUUAAUUUCCAGAAUAAAAUGAAAUACUUGUACAAUUUAUUUUAAUCUAGUUUAAUGGUAUGCACUUGAAGAGUUACUCCAGCUAGAAACAGUGUUUUCAUAAAACACACGUGUUGGUUGUAGUCACUCCUUCUGUGCUGGUUUCUUUGUCCAAAAAAGAAAUGUUUAUUUAAAAACAACUUUUUUAACCCCCCCCACCCUCCCUAAGAUCUCCCUCAACCUAAUCCUCUUUGGACUAAUGGUGUAUAUGCAAACUGCUUUCUGUGGUUAAAAGUUACUCAUAACCAACACAAGCUAAAAAUUGAUGGUGAACUCAUUAUUUUUCUCUGAACAGUAUUUUGAUAAGGCAAAAAAUAGAAAUAGGUCCUGGAUUCAAAGAAGGCAAUUUAUUAAACCCACUGCCAAUCCCAACGUUUCGACCCGAACAGUCUUUGUCAAGGUUGACAAAGACUGUUCAGGUCGAAACGUUGGGAUUGGCGGUGGGUUUAAUUGCCUUCUUUGAAUCCUAGAGUGCCUGGACCUCUUUCUAUUUUUUGCCUUAUCAAGUAUUUGGUUCUUGGUACUGGAACUGGCCUUGUUAAAUCCACAUUCAUAUCACUAUGGGGUUUGAGUGCAGUUCAACACCCCUGUUUCUUGAACAUUAUUUUGAGUCUGAUCCUGAUUUCACUUAAGCUGAGGCUGCAAAUCCUUUGUACUCAACCAAGUUUUUUGUUACUACUCAGUGUGUUAAUUCUCAUUGAACUGACCCUAGUAUCCUUCUAAAAAAAGUAAAUUGUGUCCUCCAUUCCUCUAAAUCAAGAUCGUUGCCUUUAAGUCCCCAUCAAUGUUAUUCUGUAUUCACAUUUUUAUUUUUUUAUAUCCGUAUUUAUUCUCCUGUAUUCUCAAUAAAGGUACCAUGGUAUUCAGAACAGUGAGAUUGAGUUGAUAAUUGAAAACUGUUCAUAACGUUCUCUACACAAGCUUGUUAAUAUACUUUUGAGUUUUCCAUUGGGCCCAAGAGCCAGUAUGUUUUGAAAGCGCAUGAUGCUCGGAAGCCAUUACCAGGGCUUUAUGGAGAGUUUCCAUGUUUCCUGCAUUGUUUGAAAUUUAAAGCUGAUUCCAUAUCAUGCAAGCGCCUCCUAUUAGUUUUUCGGUGCUCUUCUGCUUUUAGAAGUAUUGGAUUAUCCAGGCAAUAAAAGCAUCUCAACAUGCUUAACAGGUGUGAUAUAUCAAAAUAUAUUGUCUUAAUAUGGAUCAGUAUGUGAAACUGAAAAGAAAAGUGUUUUCAUUAAAUUGUUGAACUACUUUGUUCAUUUGGAAGGUACCUUUUAAAGCCUAUGCUGCGUGUCCCUCUGGACAUCAUUCAGAACAAUCUGUUCUAUUGUUCUGACAUUAAAAGGAUUAUGCAAGAAUUAAUGCCACUAAAUCUUAUAGUAUUCACGACAAUGCAAGAGUAAUCUGUGUGUAAAGUGCUCAUUACACCUUUUUCUUUUCCUUUCCACUGCCUUUUACAAUAACCAAAGAAUGGAAAAAAAUUGAAGUUAAAUAUGUUGGAUUAUUUUCUUUUCUUCUCAUAUACAGAACAUUUGCUUUGUUUGCUUCUGUGAGAAUAUUUUUCAGACUGUGCUUUUAUUUAUUUUAAGAAAGUUGACCUAUUAAAAACAUGUUCCUUAUUAUUCUGUUUUGUUAUGACCAAGUGCCUUUCUUGUACUGAUCACUUAUUGUUGAGUAGCAUCCACAUUUGAAAGGUUAUCUUUUGAAACUGACCAUAAUCCAUUCUAGAAACAGCACACGGCUCAAUGGUAGUUAUGUAUGCAUCAAUAAUGGAAAGGAGCAAUGGCUGUUUGGCUGUUGUAAUGACUGAAAACCCCCUUGUCAUUCGCGUAGGACCAGAGAUAAAAUUGCAAAAUGAUUGGGGUUGGGAAAUAUGUAAUUUGUGGUAACAUUUUAAAUCAAGCACUUUCACGAAGAUCUAACUUGUGGUAUUUGUUGAACACCGAACAAAGCCCGGUAGGGUGCAAUGCAAUUUAUGACAAAAGUAUGAAUUAUUUGCACUAAAUCUGUAAGAUGUUCAACCUGUGAAUGGAACACCAUAGUGCUAGUUAUUUUUGUGUAGUACGUUUAUUUCAGACAUAAAACAGUCAGUCCAGUUUGUGAGUAGUUUGGUUUUCCCAAUCUGUGUUAUGGGGAUAACAUUGUCAAAAUGUUAAUUGAGUUAUGUAUAGUUUAUGGAUGAAAACUAUCCCCAUUUCUUGCAAUUAUUUUCCAUUGUAUGUUUUUUUGGUUUUAUUUUUAUUCUGAAUGCAACAAAAUAUGUAUUUUUGUUUUAUUCUUUCAGUUAAACAAAAAACAAUAAAUUGUGUGCUAUCCAUUGUAUGUUUUUUUUUGUUUGUUUUUUUCCUAAUCCUAUAUUGAAUAAACCUGUUCC